Molecule: messenger RNA, 2431 nt
Organism: [Torrubiella] hemipterigena
Lineage: Eukaryota; Fungi; Ascomycota; Sordariomycetes; Hypocreales; Clavicipitaceae
Source: the annotation of a GenBank genome assembly
CUGCGGGGCUCGUGACUUCGAGACUUCCUGCCUAGGUGAUGUCGCGACCGAGUUAGCCACUUAGCAGAAAGCAAAGCUGGCAUACACAACAGCUACCGACUACGCUAUGCCUCGACGAACCGAAGCCAUAGAUGAUUAUUCAACUGCAAUUCCGCAGAUAGUACUUUCAUCGGACAGCGAUUUCCUCGAUCACCUCAUCCCAGUCCUGAAAGAUGCGGCCAAUUCCAGACGAACGCCAGCCUUGAUACAGUGCUUGAGCAGAUAUUCAGAUGAAAGAGAAGCCGACAUCGAACGAAUCGGGCUCACUAAGCAUGAAGAGUUCCUAAGCUCUGUUAACCAACUGCAAGGCGUGCGCGAGGACACGGUCGCCCUCAUUGGCGAGAUUUUGCAUCUCAAUCAAUCUAUACAAACUAGUACUGAAAAACUGGUGGAACAAAAAGGUGCUCUGGUCAACACUAAGGCUAUUCGACAGAAUAUUGCAGAUGCGUCGGACGCGCUGAAGGACUCUCUGCGUGUUUUACAAGCCGUAAAUCUUGCCCAUGAUUUGAUACGAAGGAAAAGAUAUUACUCGGCCUUAAAAUCUCUCGAAGACCUUCAGAACGAACAUAUUGUACCGAUACUACAAAACCGAUACGCGACCCAACACCGACUGGCCGAUGCGAUACAGAAAUCAAUACCUGCGUCACGCAAGGCUAUUUCGGAAGCUGUGAUGGUUGAUCUCAAUACGUGGCUCUUUCAUAUUCGGAGAGUAUCUCCACUUCUAGGAGAAUUUGCAUUUUACCAAACUGAAAUGCGUCGAGCGCGACAGAAGAAGAGAAUUGAUGAACAAGAAUGCUUGCCAAACUUCAAGCUCAACUCAGCUAUUGAGCUUGUCUGCGACGAGAGUGAAGAAUUCGAUGUUUUGAAUAACGAACAGUUGGAAAUUGACUUCACACCACUCUUUGAAGGGCUGCAUAUUCAUGAUGCUCUGAAUCAGAGCGAUCGUUUUAAAGCCGAGUAUGCUGCGACUCGCCGACAACAAAAGGACUUGCUGAUCCCGGCUUCCAUUGAUCUGUUGACAGAAGACGAAUCAUCGUUGAGCAGCUUGCUGGAAGAAAUAGCGGGAUUUGCAAUCCUUGAGAAAGCCUCAAUGCGGAAGGCACCUCAGUUGCGAACCGCUAUUGAGGUUGAAGAACUCUGGGAAUCGAUGUGUAGCUCGGUUAUAAAAUUAACCAAUAAGGCCCUGGGAGAAAUAUCGAAUGCUGAGGCACUUCUGAAGAUCAAAGGUGUUAUAGCUCUGUUUAUCCAAACCAUGGAAGGAUAUGGCUAUUCCAUUUCUAGCCUUGACAGCUUCUUGUUAACAUUAUUUGACAAAUAUGCCGAAUUGCUCAAGAGGAGGUUUAGCGAAGACUUCCAAGAGAUCGUAUCGACCGAUGAUUACAUGCCAAUGGCGAUUAACAGCAUAGCAGAGUUUGAGAAAGUUCUCAAUAUCAGCUGGUAUACGCACGACCAACCAAUUGCGCAAUUAUCCUAUCCCUGCGUCCUCCCAUUUUCGCAGAUGUACCCGCUCUGCUGUAUUGAUAUACGGAAUUUCCUGAACCAGUUUUACUUCUUCUCCGACGACCAGUUCCAGCAUUCUGAAAUCAUUGACGAAACCCUCAGACAAUCACUUGACGAACUUCUAACCGAAAAAGUAUGCCGAUCGAUUGUUGAGAAAUUAAGCUCACAAUACCUUGGACAAAUCGUACAAAUUCUCAUCAAUUUGGAACACUUUGAAAUAGCUUGCCAGGAGCUUGAACAGCUUUUGAUUCGUGCAAGGUCAUCCACAUCUGCUGGUGGACCUCUGAAACUCAAAGCAACUGAAGAAUUCCGCAACCAUAAAAAGACCGCAGAGAAACGAAUAUUUGAACUGGUCAAUUCAAAGAUUGAUGAUCUUAUUGAUACGGCAGAAUAUGAAUGGCUUAUAUCAUCACCUUCACCUGAGCCAAGCAGUUAUAUGCAGACUUUGACGAGAUACUUAUCUAACAUCAUGAACUCAACCCUUCUGGGCCUUCCUCGCGAAAUUAAAGAGCUAAUUUACUUCGAUGCUCUCAGCCAUACAUCAAAUAAAAUUUUGGCUCUCCCACUCUCCACCGACGUCAAGCAUAUCAGUGGACCAGCUGUCGCUAAUCUAGCACAAGAUGUCAAAUAUCUGACCGAGUUUGUAAACAGCCUGGAGAAUGGACAAAUGCUCCGAGAAAACCUUGAUGAGCUUCAACAAACCGUCAAUCUGCUACAAUCCGACAAUCAUGAUGAGUUUUUCGACAUCUCCAUCCGCAACAAGAAAUAUGGCCGCGUUGACGCCCUGAAUGGACCUGUGCUUCUUGAAAAAUUAACUACUAACGCUAGCCAAGUCCCAAUUCGUAGCGCACCAUUAUCUAGCCUCUCCUCACGCUUUGGCAUGAUGAAGUAA